Molecule: messenger RNA, 3208 nt
Organism: Ostrinia nubilalis (European corn borer)
Lineage: Eukaryota; Metazoa; Arthropoda; Insecta; Lepidoptera; Crambidae
Product: facilitated trehalose transporter Tret1-like
Exons: 4
Coding region: 269-1684 (471 amino acids)
Biological process (GO): transmembrane transport
Cellular component (GO): membrane
Molecular function (GO): transmembrane transporter activity
Source: RefSeq, a predicted model, not a curated record
CAAAUAGUUAUCAGAAGCGAGUGAACACACGCACUGAGAGGGCGCCACGCCACGGUCGAGCCGCGUCACAUUGACAGCUGGGACAGUCAACAAAACGGGAACAUUAUUGUCUGUAGUGCGUUCAACUAAACCAUUCGCGCUUGCGGCGAAACGCAGACAGCACGUGGCUUACAAAAUUAGACCGGCAUGACACAACGCGUCCGCUCCUCCAGUGCAAAACACAGUAACCACAGAUCAUAAAUGUUAAAACUUAGUGAGUGUAUCAGCAAUGGGCACCAGUCGAAAAUGGAGGGAGUAUAUGGCGGCACUCAGUGCUACCUUGAUCACGGCGGCGGCUGGCACGACGGUGGGAUGGACGUCUCCCAUGCUGGUGCUGUUGAUGGCACCAGACUCCCCGAUCCAGACCUCGCCCGAUCAGAGCUCGUGGAUUGUCUCGCUCAUGAUCCUCGCCUCAGCUAUCAGCCCUCUCCCUGCGUCAUACCUCGCAGACAAGAUCGGCACGAAGCGGACGCUUCUUCUAGCCGCUAUUCCCUACAUCAUCGGCUGGAUCCUCGUGAUGCUGGCGAGCAAUGUGGCCACCAUCUACGUCUCCAGGCUCAUCUCAGGGCUGGGCUACGGCAUCGCUUACACUGCUGCCCCCAUGUACUUGGGGGAAAUCGCCUCUGAUAAAGUUAGGGGCGCCAUGGCGACUCUCAUCACAGUUAUGUCUAAGUUUGGAAUAUUAUCUCAAUAUGCCAUCGGACCCUACGUGUCAAUGCUGGCGCUGGCCAGCUUCAACAUUGCGAUACCCAUCCUCUUCGUCGUCACCUUCAGUGCCAUGCCAGAGUCUCCGUACUAUUUCAUAAAAUCAGGACGCCUCGGAGAGGCUGAAAGAUCCUUGAAGAAACUGCGAGGCAAAGAUUUCUUCAGAGAGGAAUUGGACAGCAUGUCCAACUUAGUGAACGAAAACAUGAAAGAGAAAAGUCGAUGGAAAGACUUGGUGACGGUAGGAGGCAACAGAAAGGGCUUGAUAAUCUUACUGGGGAUUUACUUCACCCAGCAAUUCUGUGGUAGCACGGCAAUCAUAUCCUACGCGCAGCAAAUUUUCGGUGCAGCCGAAGGUGGAUUAGGGGCUGAAGAGUCGUGUAUUUUAUUUGGUUCAGUCCAACUGUUAACAUCAGCUAUAUCCUCCCAGCUAGUGGACAGGCUUGGAAGAAAGCCCCUUUUGCUUGUUUCGUCGUGUGGCGUUGGUCUAGCCAACAUCAUCAUCGGCGCAUAUUUCUUCGUGAAAGAUCUGGACAGCGAAUACCUCGUUGGACUCAAAUUCAUUCCUAUCGUUGUGAUACCUAUAUUUAUAUUUUCGUACACCAUCGGUCUAGCGACAGUGCCUUUUGCCAUCACGUCGGAAAUAUUCCCGACGCACAUCAAGUCCAAAGCAACUUGUGUGAUACAAAUAGGUGUGGCGCUAAUGACAUUUGCUGUUACGAAAUUAUUUCAAGUAGUUAAGGAUAAUUUAGGCGAGUAUGUAGCCUUCUGGGGCUUCGGUGUAUUAUCGGUAGCAGGUGUGAUAUUCAUAUUAAUUUUACUUCCUGAAACAAAGGGGCAGUCUUUCGCAGCUAUACAAGAAAAACUGUACACGCCAAAUGAAAAAGUUGUGUAUGAAAAACAAAAUGGUAAUUCAGGGCUUGUGAGAAUUGAUCUAUAGUAAUCUGAUCUCUAGACUGCUUGAAUACGUAUAAAGUUUAUAAAUAUGCUACUAUAAUCAUUAAGAUUAGUAUAAUUAUUAUUAUUAUGUAUUAAGUACUUAAGCAUGUUGGUUACCUAAAUUUGUGAUAUGUCGAUUCUAUAAAGGUAUUCCAAACAGAAUAUUAUUCUUCUGAGAUACACAAUUUACUUUAAGUAUUAAUUUACUAUUGCUUAUUUUGAGAUUUCGUUUAGUGCAUUAUUUAUAAAAUGAAAUUAUUAUCUAUUACCAAGUGGUGCAAAAAAUACUAUGCUACGAAUAAAACAUUUGCUACAAAAGAAGUACUACACCUUGAAUUCAUACAUUGACCCUUCACACUACAAAAAAAUUGAUGUCUUUUGGACAAGUUUACUCCAUUGUUACUGGAAUACAGCUGCUUAAUUCGAUUUGAUCAAUUUCCUCAUGAUACACAAAAAUAUGUAUUAAUCGUAGUAUUAGGUACACUCUUGCACCACUUUGUGUACUUGUAUGAAUAAUGGUAUUGAAUCAAAACAAUCAAAAAAGAAAACAAGUGUACUUACUAAUUGUAUUUUGAUAAAUAUUUAUAAUUCUUAACGUUUAUGAUAUGAGCUUCUAAUCAGAGUGCCUUUAUUAAUGACAUUUUUAUUAAGUACAAAUAAAUAAAUAUUAGUGUAAGUAAUUAUAUUUUUAUAGAAUACUUAAUGAUAAAGUUACCAGUUACAAUGAUAUACAAGUUACGUUUAAGUAAGUGAUUUCCAAUAUUUAUUUUCGAAUAUAUUAUUAUGCGAAUUUAUUAUUAAAGCACCGUCAGUAUGUAGAAUUUAAUUACAUUAAGGACAUCUAAGUUAUUAUUAUACCUAAUUACAAGAAAUAAUCAAUCAUUGAACAGAUCAUUUACAGGAAAAACGUCAGAAACAUCUAUUCUAAACACAAGCUUAGAAUCAAUCACAAUUUGAGUCUUUUCUUGAGUGCAGAAUCAUACUUGAACGUUUUCUAUGUCACACACAUGUAAUCGUAUCUCAGGAUCUUUUUUUAAUUUUCAACCGACUUCAAAAAAAAGGAGGAGGUUCUCAAUUCGACCCGUAUGUUUUUUUUUAAUAGCACUAAUUGUCACCUAAAGUGUCACUCAUAGAACACAAAUACACUUAAACUUUUCAAUUGGUACUAUUUUUUUUGUGUUACCUAAUAGUUCUCGAUGUUCUUCUGUUUGUUUUAAUUAAGUGAAAUUAUUAAGUGUUUCUGGAAAAACGAUGCGUCAGUUUUCAUUUUAGUGAUCCGUCUACUUACAUUCCCUUGCUUGUUCUUCCAAAUAAAAGAUAAUAAUUGAAUACGGGUUUUCAGCAAUCACUUUUUUGUGAAGUUAUUUAAAAAUAUGUUAUCUACUUGGUGCUACUUCACUUCCUGUGAAGAAUAUUCACAUAAACUAAGUACCUAUGUUUACGAUACGUGCCAUUUUCGGUUUUCAUCGAAAAGGAUCAUUGCACAUAAAGAUGCAAUCGGAUUUAUUAAAAUGCUAUUAACCCA